AUGCUAGUAGCAUGUUUGGUAAAAGCCAUUGAAUAUUUCGAUGAAGCAAAGGAUACAAAUUCAUUUCCCAAUGGGCUAGUCAUGUCCACAAUCGCUAUUGUAAUGGCUGCCAUAUUGUGGGUUUGGCUCAUAAUUUUUUCAUCGAUAUGGAAGCGUAUGAACACGGUAAUACGCAUGCACAAGAACAAGAACUAUUUGACUGUAGCCAAUGAUAUCAACACUGCAUUUGCUGUCUGA
Molecule: messenger RNA, 237 nt
Organism: Macrosiphum euphorbiae (potato aphid)
Lineage: Eukaryota; Metazoa; Arthropoda; Insecta; Hemiptera; Aphididae
Source: the annotation of a GenBank genome assembly